Triticum aestivum (bread wheat) is the source of this 1627-nucleotide messenger RNA. Its product is annotated as disease resistance protein PIK6-NP. Lineage: Eukaryota; Viridiplantae; Streptophyta; Magnoliopsida; Poales; Poaceae. Gene Ontology annotation, molecular function: ADP binding. The coding region runs from base 16 to 1185 and encodes 389 amino acids. The record is from RefSeq and is a predicted model, not a curated record. The transcript is spliced from 3 exons.
GUCUAGUCGUGCUGAAUGCUGUCAGCUUUUGCAUAUGGCCUGCCAUAUAUCACGCGCGCGGUAGUGAAUCUUGCAGCCAAGUCUUUCCUAACGUCAGGUUGGACAGAAGCAUUAUUGCGUUGCACUGUUGGUGUCGUGCUUUUCUACCAUCCGUGGCUUCUUGCAUACUGCCGCUGCAUCAAACUGACCAACGUCGGUGCUCUCUCCACCAUACAACCACUCUGCUUCUUCCUCCCGAAACCUCCUAGUAUACUGUGUCUCCUCCACCGCUCUUGCUUGGCAGUGGCAAAGGAGAUCCUCCCACCGAUGGAGGGGGUGAUGGCGGCGAGCGCCGUGACAGGAGCGAUGAAAACGCUCCUCCCCAAGCUCGUCACCUUGCUGGAGACCAAGUACAAGCUGUGCAGACGUGUGAAGAAGCAGAUCUCCUCCCUGAGAGAUGAGAUGAGAAGCAUGAACGCUCUGCUCGUGAAGAUGGCCGGGGCGGAGAAGCUCGAUGUUCAGCAGAAGGACUGGCGUGACAAGGUGCGUGAGCUAUCAUAUGACAUGGAAGACUGCAUCGACAUCUUCACAAGUGAGCUCGACGGCGGUGAUGCUAAGGCUGGGCGUCUGCGCAGGCUUAGGAAGCUCAAGGCGCGCUUCAAGAUUGCCGUCCGGAUUGAAGAACUCAAGGCUCGGGUGCGGGAAGUAAGCGAUUGCCGCGUUCGGCUUGAGUUUCAUGACCACAGUGGUCGGCCUCAGGACCAUGUGGCCAUUGACCCUCGUGUUACGGCACUCUAUCCCGGACCCAACAGCCUUGUAGGCAUAGAUGGCCCAAAGGAGAUGCUCAUCGAAUUGUUGCAGAAGGAAGAGGAUGCGCAGCAACUUAAAGUGGUAUCUGUUGUUGGAUUUGGAGGCAUGGGCAAGACAACUCUCGUCAAGCAAGUUUAUGAUAGUAUCAAAAGUCAAUUUCACUGCACGGCUUUUAUAUCGAUGUCUCAAAAUCCCAAUAUUAUCGAGAUUUUGCGGAAGAUGGUCAAAGAGUUACUGCACUCUGGGGCUCCAGGAGCUGAUGAGGCAGAACUCAUCGAUAUCCUCCGGACAAAUAUGGAAAACCGAAGCGAGCAUCAAUGGCGAGGGGCGGCGGCCGAGCCACAACCGUCGCCGUCAAGAGCUGCAAUGCAGGUGGAGUUGUUGCAUGGGAACUAGCGACGAGGACAGCCAGCGAGGGCGGGGACUGGCGACGAGGGCGGGGACCGGCGACGACGACGGGCGGCGAGGGCAGGGUCCGGCCGACGACGAGGAAGACCGACGAGGGUGGGGAUUGACGACGGGGACGACCACCGGAGGGGACAGGAGGCGCGGUGCCGUGCUCCCCGAGCGGGAGAUGCGGAUCCAGGCGACUGCCCAAGGAAGAAGAAGUUGGGGGCGAUCUAUUUUUUUACCUGGAUCCAACGGCUGCGUGGCUCAUAUCCGAUGGCCUGGGCUGGACCGGCCGAAAUGCUCGGCCGGUGCGCCGGCGCCUAUAAGCGCCCUAAAAAUUUAUUUAUGUGUGGAUGAACAAAAAAUUUAGUACCACCUCAAAUAAGACUGGAGAUGAACGGACCAAAAAUUCAGAGAAACACACACCUCCCUUUAUUAGUGGUAUAUA